AAGGGUCAUUGUGCGUCACCCAAGGCAUUUUGGCCAAGGGUUAAUAAAGAUGCAGGGGACAAUCAGAAGUAUUUCCUUUUCUCUGCGUUGUGCUAAACAGCUAUCAGCUACUCUUAGGAAUAUGUCCUCUGUGACCAUCCCUCCACCACCAACCCUCCUGCAGCCCCUGAAUGUCCCACAGCGUCUCAUGCUGGGUCCUGGGCCUUCCAAUGUACCCCCACGAAUACAAACUGCUGGGGCGCUGCAGAUCAUUGGUCACAUGCACCCUGAAAUGUUUAAGAUAAUGGAUGAGAUUAAGCAGGGGAUCCAGUAUGCCUUCCAGACACAGAAUACACUGACUCUGGCCGUGAGUGGGUCUGGACAUUGUGCCAUGGAGACGGCACUUUUUAAUGUGGUGGAGAAAGGGGAUGUGGUGCUAAUCGCUGUGAAAGGAAUCUGGGGGGAAAGAGCAGCAGAUAUCACAGAAAGGAUUGGAGCUGAUGUGCGUCUUUUGUCAAAACCUCCAGGUGAGGGUUUUACCUUGAAGGAUAUUGAGAAGGGUUUAGCAGAACAUAAACCUUCGUUAUUCUUCAUUACUCAUGGAGAGUCAUCCAGUGGUGUAGUCCAACCUUUAGAUGGUAUUGGAGAGCUGUGUCACAGAUAUAACUGUCUAUUUCUUGUAGACUCAGUGGCAUCACUAGGUGGAGCCCCUCUCUACAUGGACAAGCAAGGAAUUGAUAUCUUAUAUUCUGGAUCUCAGAAAGUUUUGAAUGCACCUCCAGGAACGGCACCUAUUUCAUUUAGUGAAGCAGCAAGUAAGAAGAUUUUCAGCCGUAAGACUAAACCUCCAUCUCUGUAUGUCGAUCUGACCUGGUUAUCAAACUACUGGGGCUGUGACGGAAAACCAAGAAUAUAUCACCACACAGGACCGAUAACUAACCUCUACUCACUGAGAGAGGGACUCGCCAUCCUGGCUGAGAAGGGUUUAGAAAAUUCCUGGGCUAUGCAUCGUGAGAACGCUUUAAGCCUGCACAAAGGAUUGGAGGGUCUAGGACUGCAGCUUUUUGUGAAAGACCCUGUGCUUCGUCUUCCCACUGUCACAACAGUCACUGUGCCAAGUGGAUAUGAAUGGAAAGACAUUACAACUUAUAUUAUGAAGAAGCACAGCAUUGAAAUCACUGGGGGUCUGGGACCAUCCACUGGAAAGGUUCUCCGUAUUGGACUUAUGGGAUACAACUCUACAAAAGCCAAUGUUGAUCGUGUUUUGGAGGCUCUUCGUGACGCUCUGCAACACUGCGCUAAAAACAAGAUGUGAAAAUUCUUGCUGGCUAAGGAACCUACACACUCAGUACAAUGAACACUUCAACUUCUGAAGCUGGGGAAAGCGCUUGUUGGAAAAUAUGAUCGUUAUUAUGAGGUCAUUGUCUUAAAAUUGUUGAAGGUUAUGCAUCUCUUUAAUAAAGCAGAAUUUAAUUUAAAUACAA
Messenger RNA from Spea bombifrons (plains spadefoot toad), 1463 nucleotides. It is a transcript of the gene AGXT, whose product is annotated as alanine--glyoxylate aminotransferase. The coding region runs from base 50 to 1294 and encodes 414 amino acids. The record is from RefSeq and is a predicted model, not a curated record. The transcript is spliced from 11 exons. Gene Ontology annotation, cellular component: peroxisome. NCBI's taxonomy places the organism in Eukaryota, Metazoa, Chordata, Amphibia, Anura, Pelobatidae. Gene Ontology annotation, molecular function: L-alanine:glyoxylate transaminase activity; L-serine:pyruvate transaminase activity.